Molecule: messenger RNA, 1763 nt
Organism: Zea mays
Lineage: Eukaryota; Viridiplantae; Streptophyta; Magnoliopsida; Poales; Poaceae
Exons: 6
Coding region: 224-1564 (446 amino acids)
Biological process (GO): carbohydrate metabolic process
Molecular function (GO): polygalacturonase activity
Source: RefSeq, a predicted model, not a curated record
GUCUGUUGCUCUGCUCUUCGUUCUUCGCGUCCGUCCAGCGACAUCGUGCGCCCGGCAAGGCAAGAGGCAAGCUGCCCCACUUCCAGUUACUAUUCGAGGGAGAGAGAGAAAGAGACCACUAAUUACCUUGUAAAUCCCCCGUAGCCGUAGCGAUAAGAACGCAAACCCAUCUGUGUCCCAUACUCCCAUCCCACGAGGCGGCUUGCGCGGGGGGCAUCGUGCAAUGGCGCGGCGGUGCCCGUGCAGGCUGCUGCUAGCCGUGGCGGCGGCGGCCGUGCUCGUGGCCGCGGCAGCGCAGGCGCAGGAGACGUGCUCGGGGACCGUCCCCGCGCCGCCGCGCCGCGGGGCGCGGGUGUCCGUGGCCAGCUUCGGCGGCGCGGGCGACGGACGGACGCUCAACACGGCGGCGUUCGCGCGCGCCGUCGCCAGCAUCGAGCGCCGCGCCGCGCCGGGCGGGGCGGAGCUCUACGUGCCGCCCGGGGUGUGGCUCACGGGGCCCUUCAACCUCACCUCGCGCAUGACGCUCUUCCUCGCGCGCGGCGCCGUCAUCCGCGCCACGCAGGACACAUCAAGCUGGCCUCUGAUUGAACCGCUGCCCUCAUACGGGAGAGGACGUGAGCUGCCCGGCGGAAGAUACACAAGUUUAAUCCAUGGCAAUGGGCUUCAGGAUGUUGUCAUCACAGGCGAGAAUGGAACUAUUGAUGGUCAAGGCAGCGCGUGGUGGGAUAUGUGGAAGAACAGGACACUGCUCUACACAAGGCCUCACCUUCUUGAGCUGAUGAGCUCUUCUGAUAUCAUUGUCUCCAAUGUCGUCUUUCAGGAUUCGCCAUUCUGGAACAUCCAUCCUGUUUAUUGCAGCAAUGUUGUGAUCAGAAACGUGACUAUCCUAGCUCCACAUGACUCCCCCAACACGGAUGGAAUUGAUCCAGAUUCCAGCAGCAACAUCUGCAUCGAGGAUUGCUACAUUUCUACUGGUGACGAUUCCAUCGCCAUCAAGAGUGGCUGGGAUGAGUAUGGAAUCGCCUAUGGCCGCGCCAGUUCUGGCAUCACCGUGCGGCGGAUCACAGGCUCCUCCCCGUUUGCUGGCUUCGCGGUCGGAAGCGAGACAUCAGGUGGCGUGGAGAACGUCCUUGCAGAGCACUUGAACUUCUUCAACUCAGGGUUUGGGAUCCAUGUCAAGACCAACACAGGCAGGGGCGGCUUCAUCAGGAACAUCACUGUCUCGGAUGUGACGCUGGAUAACGUCCGGUACGGCCUGCGGAUCGUUGGCGAUGUCGGCAAUCACCCCGACGACAGCUACAACCGGAGUGCGCUCCCGAUCGUCGACGCCCUUACGGUAAAGAAUGUCCAGGGCCAGAACGUCAGGGAGGCUGGGCUGAUCAAGGGCAUCCCCAACUCGGCCUUCUCCCGGAUCUGCCUGUCGAACGUCAAGUUCACUGGUGGCGCACCUGUCCGGCCGUGGAAGUGCGAGGCUGUCAGCGGUGGCGCUCUCGACGUGCAGCCGUCACCAUGCACAGAACUGACUUCAACGUCUGGGACGAGCUUCUGUACAAAUUCGCUUUGAUGCUUUGCCAGCUAGCUGAGCUGCUGCUAUGCUUCUGUAUCUACGAGUAUGUAUACUGGUGCUUUAAAGCUUGGGCACCCAAGUAUUUAUCUUCCCGAAAAUUAAUUUGGUUUUACUAAUUUAUUUGAACCUCUCUAUACGAAGAGAAUAAUUCUUGACUCGUAUAGGACUGAACAAAAAAGUGUCACUGGUUUUCUUA